CGUCCCCGAAGGGCGGGAAGCGCUCCGCGCCCUUCCUCACCUCAGGACGCGGGCGGCUCCUGCCUUGCGGCGACCCCUCACGGGAGGGGGGGGGCGGUGGCUCCCGCCCGCCGCCAGCGCAGCCCCCUGCCCGCCCGAGCUCCGCCCGCUCGCCGCCCCACCUCCCGCCCGGGUGCCGCCGGAGCCGAGGAGCCGGGCAGCCCGGCGGGUGACCGCUGCACCAUGAGCGCCGAGUGCAGCAGCUACCUCAACGCCGACAAGGUGCUGGUGAGCGGGUUCAGCUGCCCGCGGACGGGCGGCGACGCCAGCGCCGUGUACUGCUGCGGCUUCCAGGACGUCAAGUACUGCUGCGAUGACCCGCACAGCUUCUUCCCCUACGAGCACAGCUACAUGUGGUGGCUCAGUGUUGGAGCACUUGUGGGCCUGUCGAUAGCAGCAGUGGUCCUCUUUGCUUUUAUCAUCACUGUGUGUGUUCUCUGUUAUUUGUUUAUCAGCACGAAGCCACGCAGCAAACUGGAUACUGGUUUAAGCUUACAGAUGGCAGACAGUGAGACCAGAGGGAGUUCAAUAUGUUAAAAAAGAAACAGAGGCACUGGAUGGAUUCUACCAAUGGUGUCAUGAAAAUAGUCCUUAUACAUUGCCCUGAUGCUGACCUUGCACAGGAGUUUCUGCAGAGACUUGAACACAGUCCUUCCACAGAGAAAUCUCUUCUUACUGAUUUACUAGUACAUGAAUAUUCCAUCGUGGCUGUGCGCACAAGAGAUUACAUUCCCCUUAUGCUGCCUUUGGCCUUUUCCUGAUGCUGUCCUGGAUGUACCAGAGCAUAUUAAGGAGGCAGCCCUCGUAACUUAUCAUUUAAAACAAAUUGUUUAGUGAUGAACUGCUAGAAAGGCUCCUGUGUGACCAAGGGUAAAAGCAGUGAACUGUCUGGUGGGUUGUUUAGGUUAGCAUCCCUUGAUUCCUGGGGAUGCUAUCUACAAGUGCUGAGUCAAGUCUGAUAAAGAACUGAAGAGUAUUAUCUUGCAAAAAGUGAAGUUUCAUAUACUGACUUGAUUUUUGUGCUGAAAUCAUGUUUGAAGAUCAAACUGCCUAUGGCACAGACCAUGCAAAAUAGUAUUUAAAAUGUAUGCCAGUACGGGUGACUUCUACUUCAGACUUAAGAGGAAUUUAUGAAUAAUGCAAAAGAUUUCAGAUGGAAUGAAACGUGCAUUUUACUUUCUGUAGGGGGUGAAAGCUCAUGGCUAAACAGCCACAGAAUGUGAGAAUAGCUGUACAUCAGCAAUGUCUGUCACAGGGGAAACAAAAAUAAGUGGGCUUGUUUGCUCAGCAGCUGUUAGAUGAACAGGAAAGUAAAUGUGCCAGAGUUCCUUGCUUCGUGUCUUUUCUCUUGUACCCUUAAAAAGAAAGUCACCCUGUGCAUUGUAAGUGCAAAUGCGUCUUUCUCAAGCACUAUUAUCAGUAUAAUAGGUUGGUUUGGGCUGCUUGUCCUCAUGCAAAUACUUCAGUGUAACAAAAACUCAUUUUGAAACUUCCAUCUCCACACUUAUUUUUUUCUUACUGCUGUUGCAAAUGAAACGGCUUGUGGAACUAAAAUGCCACAGGAAGACUACAAAGGAUCCUGCAGUCAGAAAGUCGUCUGUGGUGAGAAAAUCCACAAAUAUCUGAGGCAGGCGCUAGGUGCUGAGCUGAGACCUCAGUUCAGAUAGAGAGCUGCAUCCUUCGCAAGGCCCCACCAAAACAAGUUGUUGACAAAGCCAAGUGGCUUGAAGAGAUUUCCUGAGCCACAAGGAUGGACUGUGACUGUAAGCCACAAGAUCCUGACUCACUCUGCCAGAGGAGUUUCCUGGCUGUUACAACCACUGUUGAUAACCAGAGGCCAAUCUAAAGCUGUGCCAGGAUAUGUGUUUGUGUAUGGUUUCAGUACUGAGAAGUAGUAAACUUUGAUUUGCACACACCAGCUCCUGCUGCUAGUCAUUUUCAUGUAAAAUGUUGUCUUUACCCUGUGCAGUUCCAGUGAGGUAACACAGUUGUCAAGCAGAACAGAAUCUGGCACACCAUGUUGACCAAGCUUUGUUUUAAGCUUUCCCUGUAUGCUGUCUUCAUGUGGUGUCUCUGCAUCACGAAUAUGAUUGUCUUUUAGCCAAGUGUAAUUGUUCGGUGCACAAACAGAUGUGAACGCAGUACCUCAAUAAAAUCUGGCAUUUGCUGUGUUGUAUUCUUAA
Pezoporus flaviventris is the source of this 2222-nucleotide messenger RNA. It is a transcript of the gene SHISAL2A, whose product is annotated as shisa like 2A. The coding region runs from base 223 to 576 and encodes 117 amino acids. NCBI's taxonomy places the organism in Eukaryota, Metazoa, Chordata, Aves, Psittaciformes, Psittacidae. The transcript is spliced from 5 exons. The record is from RefSeq and is a predicted model, not a curated record.